GAACACACUAUAGUCGCCCUGUUCAGCGUUUAUUCGUGCCGACUGCCUCCCAGGUGAUAGAAACAGUGCAUGUGAGUGUAGUACUUGUGCUUGUUUCGAAAAGGAAUGAGACAACGACGAGCGAAACGAGCGCGUGUGGUCCGGCGUGUCCCGGACCCACGCGUCGACCCCGACCCGUACGAUUCCCCACCGGAUGACGAUGACCGGACGGAAAGCAACGAAGUCCGCCAAGGCCGUCGGACUGCUCGUAGUGUACUCGCUCGCUUAUCCCGCGACGAACGACUGGUAAAUACGGAUGCGGAGGAAGGAGCGGCACUCCUAGAUUUGCCCAGUGACGAGGAAUUUGCCUUGUUGGCUCCGUUUUGUUGCGCCGUCUGUCGCUGUUCCCGUGCCCGCCAAGCGCGCAUUCCGGCCGACUGGCUCUGGUUCGAACCGCACGAAGGGACCUUGUGGCACCGACGCUGCUGUCACGGACAUUACGGCGAGGAAACCAACGAGCACUGGACGGUGCCGUACCUGUCGGUGUAUCACGCCAAGACGGAUUUGGUCGAGGCGGCCCUCCAACGCGAAGAAGUCCUGGGGGAUGCCAAUCCUACGGAAGACCCGCAGCAAUCCUCUAGCGGAACAGACUUGGAAUGGAUCACGGAACGAGAACUCUUCCGACAGUAUGAAGUUUCCAAAAGUCAAGAAGCACAGCUCUAUAACGAUGACAGCGAAGCACAUUCCGUCAGCAUCCUCCAUACGCACCCCGACUAUAUUCAGGGAAUCGUCCAGCCAUUCCGGACUUUAGUGUUGCAGCGCCAACAAGAUCCUUCACUGAAACACGGGUUGACCGUACUCGAUAUGUUUGCCGGUAUUGGAACCGCCACAGUCUGUCUCAAGCGAUUGGGUCUACAGAUUUCCAAAAUUGUUCGCGUAGAACACGACCACAUCUCCACCCACGUGUACCAAGAAAAUCACGAUUGUUCCUACAAUCCAACACUGGCUGAUCAUGGAGACAUCAAGCAUGUUUAUUGUCAAAAAUUCGAAGACUUUAGAGAUAACCUGGAGCAUAUGGCCGAAACACACGGUCCGUUUGAUCUCGUGAUUGGCGGCCCGCCGUGCGUGGAUUACAGUGCGGUGAACGCCCGCCGACAAGGCGCCGAAGGAGUACAGGGUCGCUAUACAAUUGAAUUCGGACACCUUAUUCGUAAACUCGAGCGCUUACAGAAUCCCCAUCCUCUCUUCUACUUGGUGGAAAACGUUUUCUUACGCGGCGACGAUUUGGCCAAAGUCCGUGACGCCUUUGGGAUUGAUUGGGAUCCUGUCGUCUUGGACAGUUUGUAUCUUUCCCCAUGCAGGCGCAAGCGCCAUUUCAUUACUAACAUCCCACUCACUGAAAUUGAUUUUCAAGCCGAGGCCAGCUAUUCCUCCCCCCGCAGCUGUUUGGAGGAAGGUUUCUCGUUGCCAGCCCACAUUGUGGAUGGUGAAACAACCGCCAAGGCAUCCUGUUUCAUGGCUAGUAGCACACGUAUCGACGAACGUCAAAGCCUACGCAUGUACGUUUUUAAAGAACCGAAAAAUGACAAUGGUAGGAGUAGCGAUCGCACUAUCGAAGAGGGACGACGUUACCACGGGCGACCCAUGUCCGUCGGUGAGCGGGAGGCAAUGAUGGGUUACCCACGAGGCUACGUCGAACACGCGGUCCGUACACUAUUUUCAACGCUCACAGAAGACGGUUUGAGCAAACUCUUUAUCGGUCAAAGUUGGAGAGAGUCGUUGGAUACCAAAUUGCACCACUUUGCCGGAAAUUACCACGCCAUACCGGAGGGGACCGCGUACCGCUUUGCGGAACCCAAGUCUGGUUUUGAAGAGCACAUUUUGAAAAUGACUCCGCCGCAAACGGGCACGGGUCCAGAAUUUUUCGACGCUCAGGAAUACUCCAAACAUUUGAUCGGGUUGGCGUUCUCGGUACCGGUUGUAGAACAUUUGUUAGGUCCCUUGCGUGAUCUGUUCGAGUGUCGAGAGUACGAGGGAUAUACAGACGUCCCGUACGAAUGGGAGACUGAUUGCGGUCCUCUGAGGACGACGGGGAAUACUACGAAUGGCUAUAGUUUGGACAAGAAUGCACUGGCUCGGGACUCUCCCACAGCAAUUCCCGAUCCGGUCUGUUCCGGAGGAGACCACGUUUAUCCAGACCAGUCCGGGUCGUACCACGAGGACUGA
Messenger RNA from Phaeodactylum tricornutum CCAP 1055/1, 2205 nucleotides. RefSeq lists its product with no specific name. Gene Ontology annotation, molecular function: methyltransferase activity. NCBI's taxonomy places the organism in Eukaryota, Bacillariophyta, Bacillariophyceae, Surirellales, Neidiaceae. The record is from RefSeq and is a predicted model, not a curated record. The transcript has a single exon. Gene Ontology annotation, cellular component: nucleus. Bases 106 to 2205 code for a protein of 699 amino acids.